AUGAUCUUCCAAGAUGCUCCGGCUCACCUCAAGAGAGAGCUGGACACGGUAUUAGCCCUGCAGGCAGAUCUAGAUGUGUCGGAUAGAGCUCUGCAGACUACCAGAGCAAUGUUAGAGAAAGAAUCGGCCUCUGAUGACACAUUAGAAGCUCUACAGAAUCUGGAGAAGGGACACGAUCGACUAAUGGACAAAGUCGAGGCUCUUUACUCGUCUCUAAAUGUCCACGACAGGUUCCCUGAACUUCAAGGGGUGAAUCUCGAUUUUGUUCGUACUCUUCUGAUGGCAUGA
Molecule: messenger RNA, 288 nt
Organism: Suillus bovinus
Lineage: Eukaryota; Fungi; Basidiomycota; Agaricomycetes; Boletales; Suillaceae
Exons: 1
Coding region: 1-288 (95 amino acids)
Source: RefSeq, a predicted model, not a curated record